AGCCAAGAAACGAUAUUCAUAAACAAAUAUUCUCCUUCUUGUUUCAGUCGAAGCCGAAACUAAUUAGAAGGCAAUGCCUUUCAUCAUUUAUUCUUCAAUAUAUUCUCUUUUGGCCAUUACCAUUCUUCAAGUCUAUACAUCUGAAGCCAAACUAAUCUGCAAUGUGACAGUUUCAGCUAUCUUCGCAUUUGGGGAUUCCAUACUUGACACAGGAAACAACAACAAUCUGAUUUCAACUAUUAAGAGCAAUUUCCCACCCUACGGAAGGGACUUCAUGGGAGGAAAGCCAACUGGAAGAUUUUCCAAUGGAAAGGUUCCUUCUGACUUGAUUGCGGAAAAAUUGGGAAUAAAAGAGUUGGUGCCGGCAUAUCUUGAUCCAGAUCUACAAAUGGAAGACCUCAGGACAGGAGUAAACUUUGCUUCGGCUGGGGCAGGAUAUGAUUCUUUGACAUCUUCGAUAGCGUCAGUUAUACCUCUUACGGAACAAUUACAAAUGUUCGAUGAAUACAUCGAAAGGGUGAAAGAGUCUUUUGGAGAAGAAACAGCAAGAAACAUUAUAGCCAAUGGCUUCUAUGUAGUAUCAGUAAGCAGUAAUGACAUUGCUAACACAUAUUAUCUCUUUUCCGCCCGGAUGUACCUCAAUAUUUCUGAUUAUACCGAUCUUUUGAACGCCUUAGCUUCAGACUUUUAUGAGGGACUAUAUAAACGAGGAGCACGAAAGAUUGCCAUCUUUGGGGCACCACCAUUAGGAUGUGUGCCAAUUGUAAGAACUUUUAAAGGAGGGCAAGACAGAAAUUGUGUAACAUCCAUCAAUGAAGCAUCACAAUUGUUUAACAGUAAGUUUAAAGUAACACUGCAAAACCUCAACAAGAAAUAUCCCGAUUCCAGGAUGGUCUACGUUGAUGACUACACCAUUUUGAAUGAUAUGGUCCAAACUCCAGAGAAACACGGAUUUGAAGUUAGUGACAAAGGAUGCUGUGGUACGGGUACAUUUGAAGUAUCAAUGUUUUGCAAUCAAUGGACUCUGAAUUCAUGUUUUGAUGCCUCCAAGUAUGUUUUCUGGGACUGUUACCACCCAACGGAAGCAGCCUAUAGGAUCAUCGUGGAUUCCUUAUACGAUGAAAUUAUUAAGCAGUUGUUUAUGUGAUUUCUGUAAUAACAUGCAUUUGAUUAUGCCUGUUGUAUCACUUCUGCGUACCUUCAAACAUAAAUACUUUGAAGCUUUUAUAUGAUAAAAUUAUAUGUAACUUUUACUGCUUUUAGUUCAAGUUAUCUUUUAAAUAAUCUCGUUGAACUGAGACUCAGUCUCAGCCCAGUCCAGAAUAAAAUAUAAUGAAUGAAGAAAUAAUGAUGAAAUAUA
Messenger RNA from Mangifera indica (mango), 1360 nucleotides. RefSeq names its product GDSL esterase/lipase EXL3-like. Gene Ontology annotation, cellular component: extracellular region. The record is from RefSeq and is a predicted model, not a curated record. The transcript is spliced from 5 exons. Bases 74 to 1147 code for a protein of 357 amino acids. NCBI's taxonomy places the organism in Eukaryota, Viridiplantae, Streptophyta, Magnoliopsida, Sapindales, Anacardiaceae. Gene Ontology annotation, biological process: lipid metabolic process. Gene Ontology annotation, molecular function: lipase activity.